CCAGAAACAUGCCGAUCACUUCGAGUUAACGCACCCAGCGAGGAGGAAUCGUCGGUUCGUUCGACGUGAUCAUCGAAGGAUCUCAAAGAAAUGUGAUACACGCGCGAGUACACGUUGUGUUGCUCGUUAUCUCGAUAGUGUAUUAGCCAAGGAUGGCUUUGACGAUCUGGUUGAUAGCUGCGGUUGCAGCUCUGUGCACCACACAUGCCCUCGAGGGGCCAAACAUAUGUACCAGGCUAGACACGUACAAGGUGACGGUGAGGAUAUCGGAGCAGAAGCCUUACACGGUGCGGGAGAACACUUGGUGCUUCAGCUUCCCGCCAAGGUGCUCCAAGUACAAAGUCGUGUUCAAGACAGUUUACAAAGAGCAGGAGCUAACGAAGCAAAGGCCGGUCGAAGAGUGCUGUAAAGGCUACACGCAGACAAACACCGGUGAUCGUUGCAUUCCCGUUUGCUCCAAGGACUGCGUUUAUGGCACUUGCAUCGCGCCAGACGUCUGCAAGUGCGAAUCUGGAUACGGAGGCCCGAUAUGUGAUUUCAAGUGUCCAUCCGGGAAAUGGGGUAAAUCCUGCCAGUAUGAGUGCAUGUGUCAGAAUGAUGCCACUUGUGAUCCAUUCGACGGCAAGUGUAUGUGCACCAGAGGUUGGACUGGUAAAUAUUGCGGCGAAAAGUGUUCACCCGACCGUUAUGGCCAGGAUUGCGGUGAACAGUGUCGCUGUAGAAACGGUGGAAGCUGUCAUCACAUUUCUGGGGAGUGUCAUUGCGCUCCUGGUUACACAGGACCUCUCUGCGACGAUCUGUGCCCACCUGGGAAGCAUGGGGACGAGUGUAAGUCAGAGUGCAAAUGUCAAAAUGGUGGCUCUUGCAAUCCCACGACUGGAGAAUGUUACUGCACCACUGGCUGGACUGGUUCAGUAUGCGCAAACAGGUGUCCAGAAGGUUUUUGGGGGAAAAAGUGCUCUCAGUCGUGUGACUGUUACAACGAAGCUGGCUGCCAUCAUAUCACAGGAGAAUGCGAAUGUAAACCUGGCUACUAUGGCGACAAGUGCUUGAAAAUAUGCGCUGAAGGGAAGUUUGGUUUGAAUUGCACCGAUAAUUGCACCUGCGAAAACGAUGCAUUAUGCUCUGCAGUUGACGGUUCUUGCACAUGUAGGCCCGGGUGGACUGGUGAGAAGUGCGAGAAACGGGUCUGCGAGGACGGAUAUUAUGGUCCCAAUUGUUCGAAAGUUUGCGAAUGCGAAGGCGACAACACGGAACUCUGUCAUCCGUGGACUGGAAAAUGCAUUUGCAAAGCGGGAUGGGAUGGCGACACCUGUGCCAGGCCGUGUCCAUUUUACACCUACGGCAAGGGCUGCCAGAAUCAUUGCGACUGCAAGAAUAACGCACAAUGCUCACCUAUAAAUGGAACCUGUAUUUGCGCGGCUGGAUACAGAGGUGAGGAUUGUAACGAAAUAUGUCCUGACAACACUUACGGGGAGAACUGUGGACAGAAAUGUGUCUGCAAGAACGGCGCCACUUGCUCACCUGAGAAUGGACGGUGCAACUGUACAGCAGGAUGGGUUGGUGUAUCUUGUGACCGUCCCUGCGACAACAAAUCGUUUGGCAAGGACUGCGAGAGCAAAUGCAAAUGCUUUAACAAUGCCGCGUGCAAUCCGCAAAAUGGCACAUGCACGUGUGCAGCUGGUUUCACCGGCGAACUUUGCCAGGAUCGUUGCAAAAAUGGAUUCUUUGGGCACGGAUGUACUCAGGUCUGUGAUUGUCACGACGAGAAUAGCUUAGACUGCGAACCUGCUACAGGUCGUUGCAUCUGCAAGCCAGAGUGGCGAGGAAUCCGUUGUGAGACAAAAUGUCCAGAAGGUCUCUAUGGCGAAGACUGUCAUUCACAGUGCGAAUGCAUGAAUAAUAGUUCAUGCGAUCCGGAAACAGGCAUUUGUAUUUGCGCUAGAGGCUGGGAAGGCCCUAAUUGUUCUCAACCUUGCAAAGAAGGCUGGUAUGGUGUCCGUUGCAACGAAAAGUGUCCAGAGAAAAUGCAGGGUAACAUGACCUGCGACCACGUCACCGGGGAAUACGUUUGUCGACCGGGAUAUUUGGGCUUAACCUGUGAGCAUCCUUGUCCUCCUAAUCGUUACGGUGUAAAUUGCGCCAAUCAUUGUCGUUGCAAAAAUGGCGGGGAAUGCCACCAUGUGACAGGUGUGUGCCAGUGUCGUCCUGGCUGGCAUGGAGAGCAUUGUCAAACACCCUGUCCAGAAGGAACAUACGGCAUCAAUUGCACUCAACAUUGUACAUGUCAAAAUGGCGGGAAGUGCAGAUCUAACGAUGGUCAUUGUCGUUGUACUCCUGGCUGGAUUGGUACUAAAUGUAACGAGAUCUGCCCAGAAGGAUAUUACGGCGAUCACUGCAUGAAACCCUGCGAAUGCAAGAGUGACUUCUACUCAUGUCAGCCUAUUAAAGGUUGCAGUUGCAAACAUGGAUAUGGGGGUGAAAAUUGCGAAGAGGAGUUAUUUUCACGUAACAUUCAACAGAAAGAAGAAACCGGAUAUGGCAGUAUAGUUGCAGGAUUUUUGUUCGCUGCGGUGGUUGUUAUCGCCAUGACAUUGGCGGGUUGGGUAUAUCAUCGGCGCAGAGUAAGAGAUCUGAAGAAUGAAAUUGCUCAAGUGCAAUAUAUUGCUGAGCCACCGUCUCCGCCGGAGCAAACACAGUUCGACAAUCCUGUGUAUGCGUAUCAGGGUUCCUCCAAAUUCGAUGAUGGUACCACUACUUUGUUGAACAAUUUCCAAUUUAGAAAUAAUCUUGGAACGAGCAAGAAAAUAAACAACGAGAAGGUCCUGUUCGGUAUGAACGGCUGCAUAGACGAAGACGAUGAUUGUAAAGGAACGUACAAUCGGUACGAUCUCAAGAAUAGAGAUGCGGACAUGGGAAAUCCGAAUCUCAAUGUGUACCACACUAUUGAUGAAAUGGACGGGAAAAAGGUUGAACAUGUUUACGAUGAAAUAAAACAGAAUAACGAUGAAUCCGAAUACGAUCAGUUAGAGAACCCAAGAGCAGUUAGCACUUACAAACAGUACAAUAGAAUGCCUAAUGAUUCUUCUUCAAGUUCAUCCGACAAUGCAGGACCCAGCAAAACGAAGGAAAAGGAUCCAGAAUUGGGUGAAACUUAAACAUUCUUUUAUCAUUUGUGAAUGCAGGUCAAGUUAUAUGUUUCUAUCUUGCAAGUAUAUGUGUCGUCAAUAUGAUUUCAAGAAGCAAGUGAAACGCUUCUGAUCAUUAGAACAUCAAUGCUUUUCACUUCUCGUAUCCGGAACAGUCCAUGUGAGCUGUUACGCGUGAGUUCCGUGGAAACAUUUCGCAAAUCUCAACCCACUUUCCUUGUAGAAGAAUACAGAUGUACUCUAAUUGCUCAGUAUGUGCAUGUAUGUACAUAGUCGGAUAAUACGAAGUGAAUGGAUACAUGAUUAUUUUAUUUAUAAAGUCCAUAUACUCAUAGUAAUCGUUCAUCUUUAGCGGUUCGGACAGUCUUUUUGUCAUGCGAUAUUUAGUGAUACGAUGCAAUAUUAUUCCAUUAAAUGGAUAGUAGGUAUACGUUACAUAAGUACACUGAGAUCGGCCUUUUAACAAUUUAUUUGAAAAAAGAAGAAAAAGAUGUGUUAUUAUAAUUACGUAGAUUAUCUAUGUUUGAGAGCGAAGAUGAAAAGGUAAUUUACAUAAACAAAAUGUUUAUAAAAGUUAUACAAAAGUUUAUUACUUAGAAUGGCAAGUUUUAAUGGGAGGAGGGGAGUGCCUUGCAGGUUUCGGGUGAUACGUGUUCUGAAAUUGGAUGUAAUUAUCUCAUAAUUUUUACGUUCUUAUCACAGUUUAGAAUACUCAUCAGUAAAGCUAAGAGCAAUUUUUAUGCAUCACACUAAAACAUUUACGAAGACAUGUUUGUUGCAGUUAUUUCGCAAUUACGAUACAGAAUCAUAUCACGAGAGUCUAUUUAAAAUUAAUG
This is a messenger RNA of Dufourea novaeangliae, 3985 nucleotides long. It is a transcript of the gene drpr, whose product is annotated as multiple epidermal growth factor-like domains protein 10. Lineage: Eukaryota; Metazoa; Arthropoda; Insecta; Hymenoptera; Halictidae. The record is from RefSeq and is a predicted model, not a curated record. Gene Ontology annotation, molecular function: protein binding; scavenger receptor activity. Bases 153 to 3158 code for a protein of 1001 amino acids. The transcript is spliced from 17 exons.